CAUGAUUCCGCCAAUACCACGUUACUCACUAUACGUUACCAGGUCCUCAUGAGCCCAGGCCGGCAGUGUUACAAGCUUCAUUAUAUAUACUAAUAGUUUGUUUAAACCACACCCAACCAAAGAUCACAGUCUUUACCAUUUAUUCUUCUCUCUACAGCAGACAGCUUCUGCAGUUCUGCUCAACAUGGAUUCCUUCUUUCUCGUUGCUCUAACCUUUGUCUUGAUCUUCCAUAUUCAUUUUGCUCAAGCAAAUCAACAACCUUCAACCGCCACCAUUUCACAAACAUAUAUUAUCCAUGUGAAUGGCCCAAAGGGUAAGACACUUGCUCAAUCAGAAGAUGUAGAGAGCUGGUAUAAUUCAUUCAUGCCACAAACUACUAUGAGCUCUGAGGAUCAACCACGAAUGAUUUAUUCAUACCGGAACGUCAUCAGUGGCUUUGCUGCAACACUCACUGAACAAGAGCUGAGAGAAGUGGAAAAAAAAGAUGGCUUUAUCUCUGCUCACCCCGAAAGGAUGCUGCAUCGUCAAACUACUCAUACCCCACAAUUUUUGGGGUUGGAGCGACAAAUGGGACUGUGGAAGGAAUCAAACUUUGGAAAGGGAGUAAUUGUUGGGGUGCUGGAUUCUGGAAUCACGCUUAAUCAUCCUUCAUUCAGUGAUGCAGGAAUGCCACCACCACCACCCAAAUGGAGAGGGAGAUGCGAGCUUAAUGGGACAGCAUGUAACAAUAAACUAAUCGGAGCAAGGUCUUUCAACCUCGCUUCAGGGACAACGAAAGAAACAGUGACACCAAUUGAUGAAGAUGGACAUGGGACUCACACAGCGAGCACUGCAGCUGGUGCUUUUGUUGAUAAUGCAGAAGUACUAGGAAACGCCAAAGGUACAGCAGCAGGGAUUGCCCCUCACGCUCACCUGGCAAUAUACAGAGUAUGUUUUGGAGAAGACUGCCCAGAAAGCAGUGUAUUGGCCGCAUUGGAUGCAGCUGUGGAGGAUGGCGUGGACGUAAUAUCAAUAUCCCUUGGUCUAAACGAGCCACCUCCCUUUUUCAAUGAUAGCACCGCAAUAGGCACAUUUGCAGCAAUGCAGAAGGGAAUCUUUGUAAGUUGUUCGGCAGGGAACUCUGGUCCCGUUCACGGCUCCUUGGUUAAUGGCGCUCCUUGGAUCCUCACAGUCGGAGCAAGCAAUAUUGACAGAAGCAUUGUAGCAACAGCCAAGCUAGGAAAUGGACAAGAAUUUGAUGGGGAAUCUGUUUUCCAGCCUUCCGACUUUUCUCCAACACCGCUGUUCCUAACAUAUGCUGGAAAGAAUGGCAAACAACAAGCUGCCUUAUGUGCCAAUGGAUCCUUGAAUGAUGUUGAUUUUAGAGGCAAGGUUGUUUUGUGUGAGAGAGGAGGGGGGAUAGGAAGAAUCGCCAAAGGAGAGGAAGUUAAAAGAGCAGGUGGUACAGCCAUGAUUCUGAUGAAUGAUGAAAGAAAUGGUUUCAGUCUCUCAGCUGAUGUGCAUGUUCUACCAGCAACACAUGUAAGCUAUGAUGCUGGACUUAAGAUUAAAGCCUAUAUAAAUUCAACUGAAACACCUACAGCUACCAUUUUAUUCAAGGGAACUGUAAUAGGAAACUCCCUAUCUCCGGCCGUUUCAUCCUUCUCUUCAAGAGGUCCCAACUUGCCCAGUCCUGGUAUUUUGAAACCAGACAUCAUAGGACCAGGCGUCAACAUCCUAGCUGCCUGGCCAUUCCCCCUUAACAACAGUACUGAUUCAAAAUCCACUUUCAACAUCAUGUCCGGCACAUCAAUGUCAUGCCCACAUCUUAGUGGCGUAGCCGCUUUGCUCAAAAGCUCUCAUCCUGACUGGUCACCAGCUGCCAUAAAGUCUGCCAUAAUGACUUCUGCAGACAUAAUCAACCUUGAAAAGAAACUCAUUGUUGAUGAAACACUUCACACAGCAGAUGUCUUUGCCGCAGGUUCUGGCCACGUGAGUCCCUCAAGAGCAAAUGACCCUGGGUUAGUUUAUGAUAUCACGCCUGAUGAUUAUAUACCUUAUCUCUGUGGUUUAGGCUACAGCGAUACAGAGGUUGGGAUCAUUGCACAUAAAACAAUUAAGUGCUCUGAGACUUCAAGCAUUCUCGAAGGAGAGCUCAACUAUCCCUCGUUUUCUGUGGUGCUUGGUUCCCCAAAAACAUUCACAAGGACUGUAACAAAUGUAGGUGAGGCCAACUCGUGUUAUGUUGUCCAUGUUACAGCGCCAGAAGGGGUCAAUGUGAAGGUCCAGCCAAAUAUACUGAACUUUUCAGAAGCAAACCAGAAACAGAAAUAUUCAGUGUCAUUCAGCCGUAUAGAUUCGGGUAAUGAAACUGCGGAAUAUGCUCAAGGGUUUUUACAAUGGGUCUCUGUGAAACACACUGUAAGGAGUCCGAUCUUAGUCAACUUUGUGUAAGACAACAACGUUAGCAGGCACCAACAGUACUACAAUGGGACGAGUGUAAUAUUCCAACAAUAAGCUUCAACUUGUAUUAAGUGGCAAACCUAAAUCAUACGACAGUUUUUUUUUCUAGUA
Messenger RNA from Vigna angularis (adzuki bean), 2554 nucleotides. RefSeq names its product subtilisin-like protease 4. The coding region runs from base 185 to 2434 and encodes 749 amino acids. The transcript has a single exon. Gene Ontology annotation, molecular function: serine-type endopeptidase activity. Gene Ontology annotation, biological process: proteolysis. The record is from RefSeq and is a predicted model, not a curated record. Lineage: Eukaryota; Viridiplantae; Streptophyta; Magnoliopsida; Fabales; Fabaceae.